CAACACUUUGGUAAUGGUUAACCAGAUAAUUCAUUAAGGGGUGGGAAUAGAAAACAGUCAGAAGUUAUUCUGACAUCUUCUCUGCGCUCUGCCCGCCUUCCGUGAGUUUGAAUUCAUUCAUAGUGGGACUAAGAAUGGAGGAGACGUUGCAGCAGGAGAAACAAGAGACAGAAGGAGGAAUCCGCCGCCGAUUGCGGGACAGGGAUCUGCUCAGAAAGAGGAAGGCCGAGGCUGAAGAGAAGGAGACUAACCAGUGGGUUUUGGGAGAGGAGAGGCAGAGGAAAAGAUCGCGGGCUGAUGAGAAGAGCGGCACAAAAAGGAGAGGGAGGCCCAGGAAGAGUGAGCCCAUGCUGGAGAUACCUGUCAGUGAGAACGAGGCAGCAUCUGCUCUGGAGGCUCCUGCAGUAAAGGCGGUAGUGCCUGUAUCUGUGGGGGUUGUCUCAGAGCAAACACCAGGCUCUCUGACCCUCACUGCAGGCGGGGACAAACCAGAGUCACAACCAGAGUCUGUCCCUGCCACCCCUGCCUCCACCCAAGUCCUGGAGCCUGUCCUGACCUCUCUCUAUGCUCCUCUUCUGACUUCUCCAGCACCAGUUUACCAGAGUCAAGCACUUCUUUCUCUCUCAGUUCCUGCCCCUUUGGUCCUUCUGCAAGCUCCAGAUGCUGUUCCAGUCCCAGCUCUGUCCCAAGUCCCAGUUCCAGCUCCCCCCCAGGUAGAGACCCUCUGCACAGAGGCACGAGACAGAGGCGCCUUUGAGCUGAUUGAAGACUUGGGCCCAGAUGAGGAGGAAGACCUCUCCCUAUUGCAAGACAAAACAGCUGAUGAAGAUUUGACUGAGCCACCGUCGAUCAUCAUACCUGAACAAGACAAAAUGUUCUCCAUUCCAACGUUGUCCUCUCAACCUCCCCCAGAAUAUCUCCCAGGAAAUUAUUCUAAUUUGUAAAAAGAUACUUUUGUCUGAGUUCAGGACAAAUAAAGCCAGAUUCCUUCCCUC
Messenger RNA from Pleuronectes platessa (European plaice), 995 nucleotides. It is a transcript of the gene hemgn, whose product is annotated as hemogen. The coding region runs from base 135 to 944 and encodes 269 amino acids. The transcript is spliced from 4 exons. NCBI's taxonomy places the organism in Eukaryota, Metazoa, Chordata, Actinopteri, Pleuronectiformes, Pleuronectidae. The record is from RefSeq and is a predicted model, not a curated record.